Hibiscus syriacus is the source of this 522-nucleotide messenger RNA. Its product is annotated as dual specificity protein phosphatase 12-like. NCBI's taxonomy places the organism in Eukaryota, Viridiplantae, Streptophyta, Magnoliopsida, Malvales, Malvaceae. Gene Ontology annotation, biological process: protein dephosphorylation. The coding region runs from base 1 to 522 and encodes 173 amino acids. The transcript is spliced from 2 exons. The record is from RefSeq and is a predicted model, not a curated record. Gene Ontology annotation, molecular function: protein tyrosine/serine/threonine phosphatase activity.
AUGGAAGAGGAUGAGAAAGUCGUCAACGCCGCCCAUCGAGCCGGCGUCGAGAUCGAAUCCGUCAAGAAAUCAAAUGCUGAAGUUUUGCAAAAUGGUGGGUCUCAUGAUACUACAGCUCCCGCGAAUCAUUCACAUGAUGAUUCUAAGAGUUCUUUGGCACCCCAGAAGCUGUUGUACUUGUUGGAAUAUGCAAGGAAGGAUUUGAAACUAGUGAGAAUAGCAGUGCCAAUUAGAGAUAUGGAGAGGAAGAAUUUGUUGGAUUACCUAGACACAAGUCUUGGUUUCAUUUGUCAAAGUAGAAAAGAGGGAUCUAUUUUGGUGCAUUGCUUUGCUGGAGUGUCAAGAAGUGAGGCUAUAAUUAUGGCAUAUUUGAUGAGAAUCCAGCAACUAUCUCAAGAAGGUGCCCUUGAAUCUCUAAAGCUAAGUUACGAGUUUGUGUGCCCUAAUGAUGGGUUUUUAGAGCAUAUGAAAAUGUUAGAAGAAAUGGGUACACUGGAGACCAAUGAUGUUGUUUCUGCAUAG